This is a messenger RNA of Zea mays, 4054 nucleotides long. RefSeq lists its product as uncharacterized. NCBI's taxonomy places the organism in Eukaryota, Viridiplantae, Streptophyta, Magnoliopsida, Poales, Poaceae. Gene Ontology annotation, molecular function: 3'-5'-RNA exonuclease activity. The record is from RefSeq and is a predicted model, not a curated record. The transcript is spliced from 7 exons. The coding region runs from base 2803 to 3630 and encodes 275 amino acids.
UACAAUGUACGGUUACUCACCUAAUUAUCUUUUAACUAUAUUUUAAUAUAGGAGAAAAUCCCUUCAAUGCCAUUCAAAUUUAUACUAAUCCUUUCAAUGCCAUCAGAAUUUAUAGCUUCCCUUCAAUGCCAUCAAAUUAAAAUUUUAAUCCGUUGAAUGCCAUUACCGUUAGUUUGGAGCUAACACCGUUAGUUCAAUUUAAAGUCAAUCUCUCCAAUGGCACUAAAAUCUAUACUGAUCCCUUCAAUGCCAUUAGAAAUUGGUUCGAUUUAUUUGGGGUUUAAAAAUUGCAGAAUCAAAAAAUAUGGAUCAGAUUUUUAAAAUUCCACAAUUUUUAAAAACUUCAGCACAUACUUAAGUUUUUAAAAAUAAACUGAUAUAUCGAAGUAAUUUUGGGGUUUAAAAAAAGUAUGUACUUAAGUUUUUAAAAAUCCUGGAAUUUUAAAAAUCUGAUCCAUAUUUUUUGAUUUUGGAAUUUUUAAACUCUAAAUAUAUCGAACCAAUUUCUAGUGGCAUUGAAGGGAUCAAUAUAGAUUUUAAUGGCAUUGGAGAGAUUGAUUUUAAAUUGAACUAACGGCGUUAACUCUAAACUAACGGUAAUGACAUUCAAGGGAUUAAAAUUUAAAUUUAAUGACAUUGAAAGAAAGCUAUAAAUUCUGAUAGCAUUGAAGAGAUAGUAUGAGAUUUUCUCUUAAUAUAGAGAAUCAAAGUUAUAUCAAACGGUAUUUUAACGGUCUCCCCUACCUCUCUAGACAACCGAAACAGCCCUCCCUACCGAAACAGCUUCUCAUGUUGUACAUGCCCUAAAACUGAUUGCACAUCGGUCGUUGAAUAAAAGGGCAAUCAUCUCAGCGCAGAGCUCGAGCCCGCAGCCUGCCAUCACCUACCAAAUCCGGCGGGCGUCCAGCGGAUCUCCAUCUGGUCGGCGUGGAUCGGAUCUUCGGUGGUGUUUCUCGUCUUCACGGCGAUUAGUGGCGGCGAGCCGACCACGUCCCCGCAGCAGCAGUCAGCGGCGGCUUGACGCGGUCGGACGGGUACCUCUAGUUGGCAUCAGCGAGUGGGCGCGGGGCGCCGCAAGUCUCACCGUCCGCUGGUGUAGAGGCCCCGAGUCUCGGCGCUAUGGAGUGUAGGCCGCGUGUCUCCGCUUAGGGAGGGCCAGGGGUCAACAAAGGGACUUGUCAAGUGACAACAUCGCGGCCUUCGGGUGUUGGAGGUGUCCGGCCUGUUGGUGCCGUACCACAGGAUUGGUUCAUUAUUUGUGGGAGAUCUAUAUUUGUCUUACCAUUCUGUUCCCGCUUCUAGUCCCCAAAUCUUCACGGGCUUUGCCAGAUCGCUGGCCAUCUCCUUGGCAGCCGCUUCCGCUGUCGCCAGCCAUCACCAACCUGCGCCUCAUAGUGGAGCCCAGGAAAGGCGGUGGGACUGAGCGAGGGAAGAGGAGAUGACUAGCUUGUCGAUCACGGUGAUGACGCUGAACCUGCAUGAAGGCGAACAGCCGAGCGAGAGCCCCAACAGCUGGGAGAAGCGCCGGGACAUCUGCGUCAGCGUCAUCACCAGCUACUCUCCCACCAUCCUUUGCACCCAGCAAGGCUUAAGAUGGCAACUGGACUACCUACAACAGUGCUUGCCGGGUAAUUCAUCCACUCCACACUGUUUUCUACUCAUCUUUGCCUGCUGUCUUGACUACUGUUUGAUAAUAGUGAUGCAACUUAUGCAUAACUAGAAAAGACACCCUGUGUGUUGCAGCAGUUGUUAGAAAUAAAUUGUUGCAUGCAUAGGUUAGACCUAUCCAGAUCUACUCGGAACCAGCCAAGCUAAUGGAAGAACCCAUAGAAAAAGGAUAAUAAAAUAUUAUAGAGCGCGUUAUAGUAGGAUGUGAUGUCCAAACCAUGGUUUUUGAGGCCCUGUGGUGAGGCGCGGCACCCGACCCUCCCUGACAAUGCCUAGGUGUUUAUGUUGGAUGCCUAGGCGACACCAUACUCACAUUUUAGGCGUCAUAAAGGUGUUAUGUAGACUAGAGUUUUAGAUACUAGUGCAGCACAUAUAUGCCUUGUUUGUUCUCAAUUCUUGAGCCUAACACAUACUAGUGCAGCUAAGACAGAGUACACACACUAUUCCAGCUAAGAGCAGAGUACACUCACCAGUCCGUGAGCAAAGGCAGAGCAAAGAGUACAAAAGCGGCAGGUGGUUGGGAGAUUUGGGAGACCAGAGCAGAUGAGGUGGCAGGCAGCUAGGAGAUUCAGGAGACCAGAACAGAUGAGGUGGCAGAGGGCUGGGGGAUUUGGGGGACUAGAACAGAGGAGGUGGUAGGGGGCGUACACACUUACUAGGCAGACAAGCAGCAGGUGUGGACCGGCGACGGUGAUGGCGAGAGUCUCGAAGCGGGCAGGCAGGUGUGGUGCGACGGGCCGACGACCUCGGGCAUUUAGGCUGGUGAGCAGCAGGUUGUGACAGCGACCCAGAGGAGCAGCUUGGCAGAGAUUUAGGGUGUGUCUGGUUCGACGUACAAGAAUGGAUGGAAGGGGACAACCACAUUUUCUAUAGUGUUUGGAUGAGAGUCACACGGGGGCGAGGUGAACACCGGAGCAAUUUUUGAUGGCGUCGUGAUCCCAAAAAAUCGAGAGGACGGUGUCACCUCCGCCUCAUCCUACUUUGACCUCAAACCAAACACAUCCUUAGAGCCGCAAUCGCUGCUCAGAGCUCCUGGUCCACCCGCUGCCUUCACCUUUCUCCGUGAAGUUGCGCGCACCUGCACUAGAUGUCUCCGACCGGUCUUUUUCCUGCUUGAAUAGCAUAUAUGUGGCAAUGCUCACACUUUUCCCUUGUAGCACGGAUCAUAGUCACAAUGUUUUCAGGUCGACAGGGUCGAGGUACAGCCGUACAGGAUCGUGGAACAUGGUUAUGAACAGUUUGGAAUCUCAAGAAAAGGCUCACAGGACAACACUGAUGAAUACUGCACAAUAUUCUAUGAAAAGGAGAAGGUGGAGCUUACUGAAGGUGGCACUUUUUGGUUGUCGGAAUCACCAUCGGUUCCAGGAAGCAUUUCAUGGGGAGCAAAGGCACCCUGCAUUGCAACAUGGGCAGUUUCAACUCAAAAGACUAGAACCACCUGGAUUCAGUUUCCAGAUCGUAAAUACAAAUCUUGAUGAAGUUAGCCCUCGUGCUCGACGAAGAAGUGCUUUACUUACAUGGCAACAUAUAGCAUCGCUGCCACCCAAUUUGCCUGUUAUCUAUUGUGGAGGCUUCAAUACACAGAAGGAAUCUAUGACUGGGCGGUUUUUGCUUGGCAGAUCCAGAGAACAUGGUGUUGUUGGUGAUAUGAGAGAUGCUUGGCCAAAUGCUCGAGUGCGAAAAAAUGUUUCACUAAUACACACAUAUCAUGGAUUUAAAGGGGAGAAACAAGGUGCCCUGGAAUUUCUUAAAUUGAUAUUUAGAGCUCUUUGCCUCUGCUGGGAUCGACAGACACAGGACUUGCAUAUCGACUGGAUCUUGUUUAGAGGACGCCCAUUGGUUCCUGCACUUUGUGAGGUCAUUAAUGACAAUAUAGAUGGUGUUUAUCCGUCGUCGCACUUCCCUAUCUUUGCCGAGUUUUUGCUUCCACGCUCAGUCCGCCUAGCUGAGACACCUUCAUAGCUAUUGUGUCAAUUUUCUGUUCUAUUUUUCCCAAUCUUAUUUUGAUUACGGCUGAUUGUUUCUUUCGACCACUUCACCAUGAUCUUGCGGUAACCCCCCUUUACAACCAUUGUUGGGUUUCUUUCUGUUAUCCCAUUCCGCAAAACAAGACAAUGCACAUGUGCAUCCUUGUAUGUUUCCUGUCACUAGUCCCUAUUAUGUGUUCGCCUUAGCUUUGUUAUCUUCUUAAAGUUCACUUUUUCCUUAUGUCAUUGAUUUUUAGACUGUCAUAUAUACCGUGUAUAUAUAUGGUAUGAAUAUGUUGUCAUGUAUAGUCGGCCGAUCCUUGUAUAUGUUAUACCGUUAUAUAUGAAGUGUGUAUAGAGAUAUUGGGAGAUUUCAUUUGGUUCUGUUUCCAUAAACCAUGAGAUCUCUCCUCUCUUUA